Ilex paraguariensis (yerba mate) is the source of this 333-nucleotide messenger RNA. Lineage: Eukaryota; Viridiplantae; Streptophyta; Magnoliopsida; Aquifoliales; Aquifoliaceae. The record is from the annotation of a GenBank genome assembly.
AUGAACCCUGCAAAGUUUGAUGAAGAUGAACAGACUAGAAUGGUGAUCAAUGGUCCACGUCCAUCGCCAUUGAAGAUCAACAAGGAUUCUCAUGUUAUUCAAAAGCCAUCAUCUUCGUUGCUGCCGAUUAACAUUAAUUCUGGUCAAGCUGCGGCUGCCAUAAAGCAGCAAAACCCCAUUGCAAAUCAUCAACUGAGAAAACCAUUUGAUGAAGGUGAACAGACUAGAAUGGUGAUCAAUGGUCCACGUCCAUCGCCAUUGAAGAUCAACAAGGAUUCUCAUGUUAUUCAAAAGCCAUCAUCUUCGUUGCUGCCUAUUAACAUUAANCAAUAA